This is a messenger RNA of Gastrolobium bilobum, 1371 nucleotides long. RefSeq names its product vicilin-like seed storage protein At4g36700. Lineage: Eukaryota; Viridiplantae; Streptophyta; Magnoliopsida; Fabales; Fabaceae. The transcript is spliced from 6 exons. The record is from RefSeq and is a predicted model, not a curated record.
AUGGUCUUCCGAAGAUUUACGUUUUUCUUCACUGUCACUCUGGUGAAAAUGAAGCCUCGCAAAGCUUUCUUAGCUUCGCCAUUUUCAUGGGUCUUGAUCUUCUUCCUUACCAUUUAUUUGUAUGGGGAGAAGGCAUCAAGUGAUGAGGAGCAUAAUGUCACGCCUCACAAGGGACCUGUGGUAGGGAACGGUCAAUGGAGGACAUUAAAUGUCACUGAAUACGGAGAGAUCUAUGCCAUUGAUGUCAAGGAUAAACAAGGAGCACCAUCCUACCAUCUUCAGUUCCUCACUUUGGAACCAAACUCUUUGUUUCUUCCCGUGCUUCUCCAUGCAGAGAUGGUCUUUUAUGUUCAUAGAGGGAGUGGAAAGCUGACAUGGGCAAAUGAACAUGGUACUAGCACGAUCACUUUACGUCGAGGAGAUCUCUGCAGUCUCAGUGAAGGAUCUGUUAUCUAUAUGCAGAGCAACUUGGAUGCAGAGAAAAACAAACUUGAGAUUUAUGCAAUGUUUGCCAAUGCAGACGACAACACUUACGAUCCAUUAAUCGGUUAUUACUCAAGGAUCAAUGAACUGGUCAAAGGCUUUGAUAAGAAAAUCAUGCAAGCAGCACUUAAGGUGCGGGAAGACUUGGUUGAAGAAAUCACAAACAAGACCAGCACUCCAGUUAUAGUGCAAGCUGUUUCAGAGGAGCAAAACCCUGUCUGGAAAUUGGAGGCUUUGUUAGUUGAAAACAUUUUAGACAUUCCGUCCAACUCAAAGAAAGUCAAAACAUAUAACAUCUUUGAUCAUGACCCCGACAUAAAAAAUUGUAAUGGUUGGAGCUUAACAGUUACCAAAAGGCAACUAAAAUCAUUAAAGGCCAACGACAUUGGAUUUGUGAUGGUGAAUUUGACUACGGGAUCAAUGUUGGGGCCACAUUCGAACUCAAGGGCAACAGAUAUAGUAGUGGUGUUGCAAGGGGAAGGCAUGGUCCAAAAAGUCUGUGGAAACAGCUUUGAUAACAAGACAGAAUGCCGAAGCAUGAGGUUUAAAGUUACGGAGGGAGAUGUUUUUCUGGUGCCUAGGUUUCAUCAAAUGGCUCAGAUGUCAUUCAACAACGAUACACUUGUUUUUCUGGCCUUCCGCACUGCAUCAAGGAGAAAUUAUCCAAAAUAUUUAGCUGGAAAGGGAUCAGUGCUUCAAAUUAUAGACAAACAGAUACUUGCUACCUCUUUGGGUGUCGGUAACACAACCAUUGAACAGAUUUUGGCUUCUAAGGAUGAUUCCAUCAUUUCCGGGUGUAUUUCCUGCGCGGAGGAAGAGUAAAUGAUAAUGAAGGAAGAAAUAGAGAAGAAAAAGGGGAAGAGUAUCUUGGAUUUGAAGUAUAUCUAA